CAGGGCGAGACGUGGCCGGAAAUGACGGCGGGAGCGCGCGGCGCGGCGCGGACAGCAGUGGGUGAGCUGUCGGUUGGAGCGAGGAGGGCGGCUGAGCUAUUUACAAGACUGAAGUUACCUUGACUUUCUGAAGAUGCAGUUUCAAGUGUUUGUCAGCUCUACUUUUGUUGUGCUGUGCUUCGCACAUGUUCAUCAUAAACACGAGAAAACUCUUUCUGAUGGCCACUAUAUGGAUGGUGAGCAUAAUGCACAGUUCGAUAGAGAUGCACUUUUUGGCGGAGAGAAUGAUGCAGGUGAAUUUGCUAAACUGAAACCUGAGGAGCAGCAAUCCCGGCUUAAAUCCCUCAUCAGGAAGAUGGAUGCAGAUUCAGAUGGCUACAUAACCAAAGAUGAGCUCAGUGCAUGGAUCCAGCAAUCAUUCAGACAUUAUGCCACAGAAGAAAGCAAAGAACAAUUUCCUGAGCAUGAUCUGGAUGGUAAUGGAGUUCUUAGUUGGGAAGAGUAUAAUAUUCAUAGUUAUGACCGAAUGCUGAAUUAUGAUGAGAAUACCCCACUGGAAGAUGAAGAGGAAGAAUCGCUCAGACAGAUUUUUUUGAAGGAUAGAAAGCGCUUUGACCACGCAGACAUUGAUGGCGUGCCUGGACUGACUUUGGAAGAAUUUGUUGCAUUUGAACACCCAGAAGAAGCUGAUUAUAUGACGGACUACGUCAUACAGGACGCUUUAGAUGAACACGACCGUGACAAAGAUGGAUUUGUGAGCUUGGAGGAAUUCCUUGGCGACUAUAGGAAAGACCCAGGCGCAGAGGAUGAUCCUGAAUGGGUAACUGCAGAAAAGGAUCGGUUUGAAAAUGAUUAUGACAAGGACAAGGAUGGCAAACUUAAUAGACAGGAACUUUUGUUGUGGAUUGUUCCGAACAACCAGGACAUCGCGCUAGAUGAGGCCGAUCAUCUUGUGAAAGAAAUGGAUACAAAUGGAGAUAAGAAACUCACAGAAGGAGAAAUAAUGGCUAAUCAAGAUCUCUUCCUCAACAGUGAAGCAACCGACUAUGGUAGCCAACUACAUGACAAGAAAUUCUAUCAUGAAGAACUCUAGUGCCAAUAAUCCUCCAGUGCUAGGUUUGUUUCUGUGAAUAAUUAAAUUUCUUAGACCACAUUCAAUGAAACUUAACAGUUGGACAAGCUCUAAUCAUUAAUAAGCUUUAAUAGAAUAAAAUGAGCAGUCAAAUAGAUUUUAACAAUGUUACGCCUGUUACAAAAAACCUGCAUUCCUACUAUUCUACUUGCCUUUGACGGUAAUCUUGUUCAUUCCUGUUUCACUUGUGUUGUCAUGAAGGGAAUUCCCUAAAUUAGUGCAGACACUAUUGCCUUUGAGAAUAUUUUUAGUCAUUACAAAAUGGUAUAGGUACCUUUUGAAACCAAUGUUAAUAUUUUUAUAAAAAGUGGAGUCUCAACUUUCACUGUCAUAAGGCACUACAAUAAAUUUCAAAUAUUUCUGAGUAAGGAAACUUCCAUCUGCUAAUUAGUUUAAAAUUUUAAAAUGCAUACAUACUGAGCAGAUAUUUAGGAAAAAAAACACUAGUUAAGACAAUGAGGCCUGGUUUCUUGUUCCCAUUAGCUUUUCUUUAAUACAUAGCUUUAUGAUUUUGCCUCAAAAAUUUAGGAAUUUCUUCAUAGGAAAUCCAUUAUUAUAAUGGGUAUGGAUUAUUUUAAACACCUAUACUUAGCACUUAAGCUGCUACUUCACUUAGCAGAGGAAAAAUAAUGUGAACAUAUCAACCAUUGUAGUCAAACGUGCUUUCUAGAUUCAAUCUAAAAGCAUAGUUGGAAGAAAACAGCAUCGUAGCUUGUACCAACUGUUAACUCCAUUAUCAGGAACCAAAGAAAAAUCUGGACGUGGAUGAUCUGUGAAAAGUGAAGACCCCAGCAGUGAUAUUCUUCACCAUGAAAAACAUAACAUUUACAAAAAAAGUAUUUUUGAAAAUCCCCAAAACAUUUAUGAAUUUAAAACAUUACUUGAAACUUGACAUAGCCUAUACUACCUUUUUGGAUGAAUUCUUUUGUUGUAACUUUCUACUCAAAUUGUUUAUAAUACAGUGCAUUAAGAUAGAUGGCCAAAUAAUUGCCUAGUCUGUGUUUUAAUUGUUUAAAGUUACCAAUUAAAGAAAUUCAAUCCUACGGAGUUGCUAUACACUUUCUAAUUUUACUCUAUAAUUUAUUAUUUGAGCUAAUUUAUAUUUCAGUGGCAUCACUUGAUGAUCCACUCAAACCUGUCUUUGUAAGAUGUUCUUUCUUGGUUUACACUUUGUCAAGGACGGGAAGGGAAUGGCCAUUUCAGCCUGGGUUUUCUGCAAAAUUCAAUGUGUACUUCCUGAUAAAUGUUAUUUCUUUAAUGGAAUUGAAUCCAGAACCUAGUUACAUUUGUACUUUUCUUUAGACUCCCUUCCUCUUGAGCUAAUAUGCCCAGUACUCUAAACUCUGUUCAGUGCCACUUGUGUGUUCCAAAAUGAAAAUAAUGUUACAGUGCUGUCAGUCGCAAAUAAAUAGAAUUGGCACAAAGUCUGCAUGACUAACAUCGCAGAAUUAUUAAUGAUUUGGUUUCUGCAGUAAACUGGUUUCUUGACUCGACAGUGCAGCAUCCACAAAUAUCAGCUUGACACCUCUAGACUGGUUAUGUUCAUACAAUUAAUUAGUAUGCAUCCUGUUUUUGUUCUGUGCAGAAUAUUUUGAAGUGCAAAGCUACUGAAGAUGUGCUCAGCUUUAACUUUCAUAUCAGUGUUUCUGUAGUUCCGAUCUAUUACUGAAAUGUUGUUCCUAAAACUAAACAGUUCUGUUUUGUUCAAUAUAUGAAGUACUCCACUAUCAGCAUUGUAUUCUCAAUAUGGUAUAGACCUAUAUUUCAGUGAUUGCAGCUGGCUAAUUAAUCUUUGAACACUUGAAUCUGCAUCUGCAGUAACUACAUUAACAUUGGAUAUUCAUAUGAUUUACAGUUAAAUUUAAAGAUCUGUAUUUUCUCAUUUUUAAUUUCGAUUUUUAAUUUAAUAUCUAUUCCUUUUCUUGUAUACACUGAUCAAGGUGACUUAUAAUAAGAUAAUUGUUUUUUAUUCAUUCCUUUGGUUAUUUGUUAAUGAUUCCAUAUUACCCUUUUAUAGUGACCAGUACUGCUGCUGAGAUCAACAGGAAAAAUGUUUCAGUUAGACUUACUAUGUAAAUAUUGAACCUGUGGAAGGCAUUAAUGAAUCAUAAAGAUAUGGAAAAGGUCGAAGCGGCUUCAUUGACACACUGCACUUGAGGGGGGGAGGGGUGCUAAAGAAUCUUAAUACGAGUCAUAACAAAGUAUUUUUUUUAAUCCGCUGAAUGUUAAUACUUCAUAACAGCAGCAUCUGAAUGUUCAAGCUGUAACUUAAUGUGUUAUCAAUGAAGUAAUUAAUACUUCAGAGAUCUCUUUUGAUGAAUAACCUUGUUACUUUUUUCACUGAAGUUAAGGAAAUGUUUCCUUUUACAAAGUUAUGAUACCUUUUGAUGAGUCUUGUCUAGUUUUCUGGUUUAGAACCAAGAUGACAACCUGACUAUAUCUUAAACCAAUACCACUACACCCUGUUGUUUAAAAUUAGAUGUUUGCCUAAAGUUCAAUUAAAAUCCUGUGAAAAAUAA
Messenger RNA from Amblyraja radiata (thorny skate), 3651 nucleotides. It is a transcript of the gene rcn2, whose product is annotated as reticulocalbin 2. Lineage: Eukaryota; Metazoa; Chordata; Chondrichthyes; Rajiformes; Rajidae. Gene Ontology annotation, molecular function: calcium ion binding. Gene Ontology annotation, cellular component: endoplasmic reticulum. The transcript is spliced from 8 exons. Bases 134 to 1093 code for a protein of 319 amino acids. The record is from RefSeq and is a predicted model, not a curated record.